AUGGAUUCCCACACUGGAAUUGUACCCGAGUUUGUUCUCUUCUUUGAUUGCCCUGAAGAAGAUAUGGAGAAACGACUUUUGGGUCGCAAUCAGGGUAGAGAAGACGAUAAUAUUGACACGAUCAGGAAGCGCUUUAAAGUUUUUCUGGAAUCAAGUCUUCCAGUUAUCGAAUAUUACAACUCUAAGGGGAAGGUCCGAAAGAUUGACGCUGCCAAACCUGUUGGAGAAGUUUUUGAAGCAGUCAAGGCUCUGUUCACUCCAGUGGAUGAGAAGGCUGCAGCUUAGGUGUUGCUCUAACAUCUAUGAUCUCGUCUUCAACUAAGUUGUGUUGAUACUUGGUGUGGGGAUGAGAAGUUUGGUUGAUUAUAUGUAUUUUUACGUUUUUAAAAGUUAAUUGAUCAUCAUCAUAUCGUAUGGUGUCGAAUAGGUUAGAAGGGUAUUUUGUGAUUAUUUCUACCACUAUUUUUACCAUUCAAACAGUAUACCGCGAUGUUAAAGUGUCUCAUACUCGUGUUAUUCUCUAUUGAAAUUGCUAGUAAUAAAAUAUAUCUUAUUAUUGUUGUUGCA
This is a messenger RNA of Helianthus annuus (common sunflower), 567 nucleotides long. Its product is annotated as UMP-CMP kinase 3-like. Bases 1 to 285 code for a protein of 94 amino acids. The record is from RefSeq and is a predicted model, not a curated record. Gene Ontology annotation, molecular function: UMP kinase activity; ATP binding. NCBI's taxonomy places the organism in Eukaryota, Viridiplantae, Streptophyta, Magnoliopsida, Asterales, Asteraceae. Gene Ontology annotation, cellular component: nucleus; cytoplasm. The transcript has 7 exons. Gene Ontology annotation, biological process: UDP biosynthetic process; CDP biosynthetic process.